Hippopotamus amphibius kiboko is the source of this 1233-nucleotide messenger RNA. RefSeq names its product melatonin receptor 1A (gene MTNR1A). The transcript is spliced from 2 exons. Gene Ontology annotation, cellular component: membrane. Gene Ontology annotation, molecular function: melatonin receptor activity. The record is from RefSeq and is a predicted model, not a curated record. Lineage: Eukaryota; Metazoa; Chordata; Mammalia; Artiodactyla; Hippopotamidae. Bases 43 to 1140 code for a protein of 365 amino acids. Gene Ontology annotation, biological process: G protein-coupled receptor signaling pathway.
UCGCUGCGCAGGGGACCCCGGGGCUCCGGCCCUUCCCGCGCGAUGGCUGGGGGGCCGUGGGGCGCGCCGGGAGGGGCCUCCAAGGGCAACGGCAGCGCGCUGCUCAAUGCCUCGCAGCAGGCGCCUGGCAGCGGGGAGGGCGCGCCGUCGCGCCCCUCUUGGCUGGUCACCACGCUUGCCCUCAUCCUCAUCUUCACCAUCGUGGUGGACAUCCUGGGCAACCUCCUGGUCAUCCUGUCCGUGUAUCGGAACAAGAAGCUGAGGAACGCAGGAAAUAUAUUUGUGGUGAGCCUAGCAGUUGCAGACCUGCUGGUGGCCGUGUAUCCAUACCCCUUGGCCCUGACAUCUAUCUUCAACAAUGGGUGGAGCCUGGGCUACCUGCACUGCCAGAUUAGUGGCUUCCUGAUGGGCUUGAGUGUCAUUGGCUCCGUAUUCAAUAUCACGGGGAUUGCCAUCAACCGCUAUUGCUACAUCUGCCACAGUCUCCAGUACGACAGGUUGUACAGCAACAAGAAUUCCCUCUGCUAUGUGUUCCUGAUAUGGAUGUUGACACUUGUGGCAAUCGUGCCCAACCUGUGUAUUGGAACCCUGCGGUACGACCCGAGGAUCUAUUCCUGUACAUUCACACAGUCCAUCAGCUCCGCGUACACGAUAGCCGUGGUGGUUUUCCAUUUCAUGGUUCCUAUGGUCAUAGUAAUCUUCUGUUACCUAAGAAUCUGGGUCCUGGUUCUUCAGGUCAGAUGGAGGGUGAAACCUGACAACAAACCCAAACUGAAAUCACAGGACUUCAGGAAUUUUGUCACCAUGUUUGUGGUUUUUGUACUUUUUGCCAUUUGCUGGGCGCCUCUAAACUUCGUUGGUCUUGCUGUGGCCUCAGACCCCGCCAGCAUGGUACCCAGGAUCCCAGAGUGGCUGUUUGUGGCCAGUUACUAUAUGGCGUAUUUCAACAGCUGCCUCAACGCAAUUAUAUAUGGACUCCUGAACCAAAAUUUCAGGCAGGAAUACAGGAGAAUUAUAGUCUCACUGUGCACAGCCAAGAUGUUCUUUGUGGAUAGCUCUAACAAUGUCGCAGAUAGAAUCAAAUGCAAACCCUCUCCAUUAAUAACCAACCAUAACCUAAUAAAGGUGGACUCCGUUUAAAAAAGCAGACCAUGAAUGACAAGAUCUGAACACUGAUCAAAGCCUUACUCAUUUUCAUUUGCUCUUGACAGAUGUCUAGAAAAACAAUGGGGG